This is a messenger RNA of Diachasmimorpha longicaudata, 1656 nucleotides long. It is a transcript of the gene Cchl, whose product is annotated as holocytochrome c-type synthase. Bases 262 to 1083 code for a protein of 273 amino acids. Gene Ontology annotation, molecular function: holocytochrome-c synthase activity. The record is from RefSeq and is a predicted model, not a curated record. Gene Ontology annotation, cellular component: mitochondrion. The transcript has 4 exons. NCBI's taxonomy places the organism in Eukaryota, Metazoa, Arthropoda, Insecta, Hymenoptera, Braconidae. Gene Ontology annotation, biological process: cytochrome c-heme linkage.
CACAACGUAAGUCAAGAGAACAACUUGUCGAGGGCUCGGAAUUCAGAUGUUUCAGUCUCGAUUUUAAUCAAUCAAAAAAACAUAAAAAACUCGCUGAAAAAUCACUUGACCGCUGUCAACAUUUCACUUGUUGGAUCAACAUAUUAAUCGAGUGUCCUGUGAUAAUGACACUUUGAAAUAUUAUUCACGUGAUAGAUUCGAUAUUUAAGAAUUACAUCAUCCGUCUCGACUUCAAGUGACAGCAAAUAAUAAUUACGGGAAAUGGGAAAUACGUUGACAUCAGCAACAGUCCUAGCAGCGGACUCAAUUGCUCAAGUACCUCAGUCCAGCCCUGGCAAAUCUAAUGCUCAUAUUCAGAAGACAUUUGAGAGUACACCACCUCCGGAAUGUCCAAUGCAUCAGCAGGGGACAGAGAAGUCCAAGGGAUUCGUUAGUGAAUGUCCAAUAGAUCAAAUGGACCCUAACGAAAUCAAUCCCCUGAAUAUGAUGCCAGCAGCUAAUCAAAAUCCCGCCCCAGAUCAACCCUUUAAACUUCCAACAGAUCGUCAAGUGUCGUCAAUUCCCAAAGCCACUGAAGAGGGUGGGUUUUGGGUUUAUCCCUCCCAGCAGAUGUUCUGGAAUGCAAUGUUGAGAAAAGGAUGGCGAUGGAGGGAUGAAGACGUUAAGCCCAAAGACAUGGAGGAUAUUAUUAAGAUUCAUAAUGCUAACAACGAGCAGGCCUGGCAAGAGGUUCUGAAGUGGGAGGCUCUCCAUGCUAAGGAGUGUGGUGAACCAAAGCUGAAGAGUUUUGGAGGAAAAGCCAAGGAUUUCUCACCUCGUGCAAGGAUUCGUCAUUGGAUGGGAUUUGAAUUACCGUUUGAUCGUCACGACUGGAUCGUCGACAGAUGUGGAAAGGACGUGAGAUACGUCAUUGAUUAUUACGAUGGUGGUGCUGUUGAUGCUAAGUAUAGAUUUGCCCUGUUAGAUGUUAGACCUGCAAUGGAUUCACUGGAUAACAUAUGGGAUAGGAUGAAGGUCGCCUACUGGAGAUGGAGAUUCAGUGCUGAAGUCCGAGAAGAGGAGGAGAAAGCAUCAACUUCUUAACCCUGUUUAAAAAAAUCAUCGGGUAUUGCAUGAAGUUUUUUUUAAUAAUGUCAAAUAAUGAUCACGAUAUACGAAAGUUGAGUGAAAGAUACUGGACAAAAAUUUUUAUAUUUCUAAGGAUAAUGGAACAUUCAGAGGCACCAGCUAAUGAAACAACGCAUUGCCUAGAUUAAUUACUUGAUCCAUUAUUUAUGAAGAUAGAAAAACUUGUGUCAAAGAUUAUUCAUUAAAUUUUUGUACUCCAGAGCGAAAAAAAUCAUGCAAAACCCAAGAUCGAUCACGACUCUCGUUCAUUUGCUGUUACUAGAGUUACCUCGGCUCUCGAUACUGUAAUUUAUUCUGUUAACUAAUGUACAAUUGCCGUUGAAAUAUUCUAAAAUGAGUGAGGAAUGAAAAAUUAAGAGGAGCAGGCGUUGACUUCAUGAAGAAAUGAUUAAAAUAUGACGAAAAUAAUUGAAUGAAGAAAUAAGAGAAAUAAAAUUGGAAGCCAUUGAAGUAGAAAAUGUUCAUCAACUUGACAGUUAUUAUUAGCCAAUAUUUAUUGAUAAUAAACAAUUUGAAAUUCGUGAACAA